Molecule: messenger RNA, 4314 nt
Organism: Aureobasidium namibiae CBS 147.97
Lineage: Eukaryota; Fungi; Ascomycota; Dothideomycetes; Dothideales; Saccotheciaceae
Exons: 2
Coding region: 1-4314 (1437 amino acids)
Biological process (GO): endosomal transport; endocytosis; actin cortical patch assembly
Cellular component (GO): cytoplasm; plasma membrane; nucleus
Molecular function (GO): calcium ion binding; protein binding
Source: RefSeq, a predicted model, not a curated record
AUGUUCUCGGGCUCCAAUUCCUUCCUGGGCGGUGCCAACCAGGGCCGCCCAGGUCAACAGCAAUAUGGCCAACAACCACAGCAGAAUUACGGUGCCUACGGCUCUCAACCCACACCCUUCAUGCAACCGCAAUACACCGGCAUGCCUCCCAUGCAGAACCCGCAACAGUCUCUACAGCCCCAGGCCACUGGCUAUCCACCUCAGCAGCAACAGUCUCUCCAGCCCCAGGCUACUGGAUACCCUCCCCAGCAGCAACAGCCUCAGCAGAACCAGUUCCAGAGCGGUCUUAUGCCUCAGUACACUGGCUAUCCUCCUCAGCAGCAGCAACAACCUCAACCUCAGCAGCAACAGCAGCAGUUCCAAUCGCCACAGCCCACCGCUGCCCCUCAGCAGGUACCUCAGCCCACCGGCAUGACCUCGUCGCAGAUGGCCGACUCGUUCCGCUCAACUCCUGCUCGUCAGCAGCCCCAGCCAACCGCUUCUUCGUCGGCAUCGUCCAAGAUUCCCAACAUCCGCUUGUCCUUCAUCACCGCUGCAGACCAGUCCAAAUUCGAACAGCUCUUCAGAUCUGCUGUCGGUAACGACCACGCCCUGUCCGGUGACAAGGCCAAGGACCUUCUCCUUCGUUCAAAACUGCCUGGUGAUGCCCUGUCUCAAAUCUGGAUGCUCUCAGAUACCACAAAGUCCGGUCAAUUGCUCUUCCCAGAGUUUGCCUUGGCCAUGUACCUUUGCAACUUGAAGCUCACUGGAAAGGACCUCCCUCCGCAGCUGCCUGAGAGAGUUACAAACGAGGUCUCUAGCAUGGUCGACAUCAUCUCCUUCGGUGUUGCCGAUGCUCAAUCUGCUUCGCAGCCAGCAAGCAAUGCUCCCAGCUUCCCUGAUGUGCCCACUAUUCAGGCUCCUCAGCCGCAGCCUUCCAGCAGCCAACUUCUGUCGCAGUUGAACCCUCAGCCUACAGGAUUCCAGCCCCAACCUACCGGUUUCCAGUACCAGCAAACAGGUUUCCAGUCGUCCAUGCCCACUGGACUACAACCCCAAGCGACUGGUUUCCAAAAUCAGGCCACAGGCUACACUGGUCCCCGUCCUCCUAUGCCUCCCAUGCCCACAGGCUUCGGUCAAGGUCUGUCACCACAACCCACUGGUUUCCCUAUGGCACCUUUGAACGCUCAGCCUACUGGUCGUCCUGGACAAUGGGGUCUUGUCAACGCCCCAGCUUCCGGUCUUCCUAACCUUCAAGCUCUUCAAUCGCAAAUGAUGCCUCAGCCUGGUCGCGAGACUGGCUUCAGUACCGCCGGUCUUCGUGGUAAUGCCACAGUUCCCUGGGCUAUCACCAAGGACGAGAAAAAGAUUUACGAUGACAUGUUCAAGGCCUGGGAUGGUUUGAGCAGAGGUGCCAUCAGUGGUGCCACAGCUAUCGAGAUCUUUGGCCAGAGUGGCCUUGAAAAGGACGACCUUGAGCGUAUCUGGACCCUGUCAGACCCUCAUAACAGGGGUAAACUGAACCUCGACGAGUUCGCUGUAGCUAUGCAUUUGAUCUACCGUAAACUCAACGGUUACCCUGUGCCAGCCAAGCUCCCUGCUGAGCUUGUUCCUCCUUCUACUAGGAAUAUCAACGAUGCCAUCGGAACUAUGAAGUCGCAUCUUUCGCAGGAUGCGCAGUCGAGAAGAAGCACUGGCGCGUUCUUACAACCUCAGAAGACAGGUGUUAGCUACCUCAAAAACCACUCCUUUGCCGGCGCAGGUGCAAGCAUCGCCGGACCUCGCAAGGACGCCACCGUCUACAAGAACAACGAUGAGGACGUUGGUUACCGGUCAUCCGCACGCCGUCGCACAGGUGAUGCUGGUCGUACCGCUUCCCCUGCGCAGGAAAAGCCUGUCGAGGAUAUGUCUGUCGAUCAGUUGAAGAAGGCUAUCCGCGAGAAACAGGUUCUUCUCGACGCUAUGGACUUCGAAGACGAGGGUAGAGCCGACGAGGAGGAUGCGCUCGAUCGCAAGGACCGCAAAGAAGCGGAUGAGCUCUACAGACGCAUUCGCCGUAUUCAAGAGGAUAUCGACGGACACCCGAACUCUGGAUUCCGUACUACCGACUCCGAUGCUGAACGUAGAGCGCUCAAGAGACAGCUCCAGACUUUGUCUGACCGCCUGCCCGAGUUGGCUUCUCACGUGCGACGCUGUGAGAGGGCUAUUGCAGACGCUCAGUUGGAGUUGUUCCGUCUCAAGGAUGCCAAGGCCAACCCAAGCUCGGCUCCUGCCAUCGUUGGUACUGGACCUGGAGGUGCUGUGACCGAAUCCGAUCGUCUCAAGGCAAGAGCCAGAGCAAUGAUGCAGGCGCGUUCCGCUGCUCUUACUGGCAAACCUGCUCCUGCUGCUGCUUCCGGCGACGAUGGCGCAGGCGCUGCCAAGAGAUUGGAAGACGAAAGCAACCGCGUCCGCCUCGAAAGAGAAGAGAACGAGAGAAUGGUACGUGAUGUUGAGGACUCUGUCACCGAGUUCAGCAGAACCAUCGAGUCUAGUUUGAAGGAAGGUUCUGAGGAUGCUUCUACCGAGCACGAGAGGAGAAGAUGGGAAGACGGACUUGGCGUUGAGGACGAGGUGAAGGACUUCAUUUUCGACAUGCAAAGAAGCAGCAGAACUGCUCGUGUCAGAAAGGAAGAGACUUCUAACCCUCGCGAACGCGUUGCAUCACCUCGCGCUGAAGAAGUCAGCCGUAGCAAUGGUGCUCGUGUUGAGAGCCCGGUCUCCAGGAGCGAAACUCCUCGUGGAGGUUCUUACAACACUUACAAGACUGCAGAGGAUCGUGCUGCGUUCAUCAAGCAACAAGCUGAGCAGCGCAUGGCCGAACGCUUGGCUGCUCUAGGUAUCAGAGCACCUACCAAGGCUGGCGAGUCCGCACAACAGCGAUCAGAGCGCGAGCGUAAGGAACGUGAAGACCGCUUGCGCCAGGCAGAGCAAGAAGACGCCCGCAGAGAAGAAGAAAGACAACAGAGAUUGGCUGGAGAGAGCAUUGCACCUCCUACCGCUGAAAAGUCUCUUGGCAAGAAGGCUCCUCCAGCACCCGCACCUCGUAAGAACCGCGGCGACUCUGUUGGUAAGCAAGAAGAGCAGCAAGCCAAGGCUGAGUCCCAAAGAUUCGAGCAACAGCAAAUGGAGCAAGCGAUCAAGGAGCAGCAAUCAGCCCAAGCAUCAGAGACCAAGGAACUCGAAGACGAGGAACGUCGUCAGGAAGAAGAGCUUCGCAAAGAGCGGGAAGCCGCUGCUGAACGUCUUCGUGCACUUGAAGAGCAAGUCCGUCAGGGCAAACUCAAGAAGGCAGAAGAAAAGCAAAAGAGAAAGGCAGCUUCCAAGGAGGCUGAAGACAAGGAAGCACGUCUCAAGGCUCAACGCGAUGCUCAGCGUGCAGAGAUUGAAGCUGCCAAGGAAAGAGAGCGUCAGUUGCAAUUGCAGCUUGAGAGCAUGGGCGAUGACAGCUCAGACGAAGAUGAUGAGGGUCCCCAAACCAUCACACCCAUGGAAAGCACGCCUGCCGCAAGUCAGGAGCUGCCAAGGGAAAUUUCGCCCGCACCUCCCGUCGAGUCUGCACCUGCCCCACCGAGCGCUCCUGCCCCUCCAGUUCCUUCCACGGUCAUCAGCCCUCCAGAGGAGUCGAAGAAUCCGUUCUUCAGAAGUAUGAACCAGCCCGCGGCUCCUUCCGCAUCCAUCGCCUCGCCCGGUGCUGCUGAUGCCGCUUCUACCAACCCUUUCCACCGUUUCACCCAGCAAGAUACCACUAAGACUGCCCUGCCCGAGCCUGCUGCACAAUCCGCUCGUCGCACACCCAAGCCAGCAGACGACGAUGACUGGAGCGUCGUAGGCUCUGACGACGAAGAGUCAGACUCUGACAACGAUGGCCCUACAAGUGGAUCGGCAAAACAACUAGCGAGUAUCCUUUUCGGAGGCAUGUCGGGACCUCCCAGAGCUUCUCCUUCACCAGCCCCUCAGUCUCUGCCCCCACUGCCUCCACCAACAACUGACCACGGUAUCCCAACUCCCGAGCCAGAAAAUGGUAUCGUGCCAGCAGCUCCCCCACCACCACCACCCAUGCCCACUGGCGGCGCUCCCCCACCGCCUCCUAUGCCUAUGGGCGGCGCUCCUCCACCUCCACCCAUGCCAUCCGGAGGUGCUCCUCCCCCACCUCCUAUGCCUGUAGCUGCGGCAGGAGGUGCAAAGCCUGACAUGGCUGGCCUACUGGGGCAAAUUCAGCUGGGCAAGGGACUUAAGAAGACGGUUACUAAGGAUAGAAGUACUUCGUCCACUGCUGGUCGUGUUCUGGACUAG